AUGUCUCAACAACUAAUCUCGCUCCCAGCCAGUCAAACAAAAUUCUCUUCCGAUCUCUUUGGUGAAUUGCUAACAACAUUAUCCGGUAACAAUCUUGUAUUUUCUCCCUUGUCUAUUUUUAUGGCUCUUUUAAUGACACUCGGAGGAGCUGAUGGAGAAACGUUGACUGUGAUGAAGAAGGCUCUUCAUAUUGCAAUCAAUAAUACUGAUAUAAAGAGAUGGAGAGAAAAUACAAUGAAGGGAUAUGUGAAAGAUACAAUGUCUCUUGUCAAGAAUAAUCCUGAUAUGAUUUCAAUGGCUAAUAGAAUUUUCUUGGAACAAUCGUCUAUGAUAUUGGAAGAUUAUAAGAGCUGGGUCGAAAAUACUUUUGAAGUUUCUGUUCAAUUGAGUAAUUUUGUUGGAAAUUCGAAUGAAGAAAGGUUGAAAAUCAAUGAGUGGGUUGAAAAACAAACUAACAAUCUGGUCAAAAACUUGUUGUCUAGUUCUAGUAUUGAUUCAUCAACUGUGAUUGUGUUGGUGAAUUGUAUAUAUUUCCUUGGAAAAUGGAAAACCACUUUCAAUGUGUCUGAAACUCUUUCAAAUCAAGUUUUUAGAACAGUUAAUGGAGACACUAAUUCAGCAACAUUAAUGAAUAUGCGAAAUAAGCAAAUAUUAUAUGGAGAGAAUUCACAAGUUAAAUAUGUUAAUCUUCCUUAUGAAAAUCCUGGAUAUUCCAUGUACUUUGUCAUGUCCUCUGAUGAUGCUACCAUUUCAGAUAGCACGGAAAAAGAAACUGAGAAAUGGCUGUCAGAACAAUUGAAAAACAAUUCCCUAAAACAAGUUCUUCCUACACUCGAGAAAAAACUCAAUCAUCUUACAAUUCCAAAAUUUGAAAUUGAAUAUGACAUCUCACUGAAAGAUAUCUUAUCGAAACAACCAUUUGAUAUGAGUGUUGCUUUUUCAGCACAUUGUGAUUUGAGUAACAUGAUUGGAAAUUCUAUUCAAAUAUCAGAUGUAAUUCACAAGUCAGUAAUAAGAGUAUCAGAGCAAGGAACAGAAGCUGCAGCAGCCACUGCUGUUAUUGGUACAAGGAAAAGCAAACCAAGAAUUUACAACUUUGUGGCAGAUAGACCAUUUAUUUUUGUGAUAGCUCACGAAGAUACAAUACUAUUCAUGGGAAAGGUCAAUAAAUUGUAA
Naegleria gruberi is the source of this 1176-nucleotide messenger RNA. RefSeq lists its product as uncharacterized. NCBI's taxonomy places the organism in Eukaryota, Heterolobosea, Eutetramitea, Acrasida, Naegleriidae. The coding region runs from base 1 to 1176 and encodes 391 amino acids. The record is from RefSeq and is a predicted model, not a curated record. Gene Ontology annotation, molecular function: serine-type endopeptidase inhibitor activity. The transcript has a single exon.